AUGAUAGCAAUGGGAUUUGAAGGCAGUGCAAACAAGCUGGGAAUAGGAAUAAUGAGAGACGAUGAGAUUUUGGCAAAUGAACGACGCACAUAUAUCUCUCCUGCUGGGGAAGGAUUCAUUCCUUCAAAAACAGCAGAGCAUCAUCGCAUGAACAUACUGGAACUUAUACGUAUUGCACUUGAAAAAGCCAAAAUACGUCUUGAUGAGAUUGAUGUGUUUUGCUAUACAAAGGGACCUGGGAUGGGACAGCCAUUAGCUGUUGUUGCAACAGUUGCCAGAACAAUCAGUCUGUAUUAUAAGAAACCACUUAUUCCAGUGAAUCACUGUAUAGGACAUAUUGAAAUGGGCAGGUUUAUAACAGGUGCAAAGAAUCCAGUUAUUUUAUAUGUAAGUGGUGGAAACACACAGGUAAUAGCAUACUCCAGCAGGAAGUACAGAAUAUUCGGAGAAACACUCGACAUAGCAAUUGGGAACUGCAUAGAUAGGCUUGCAAGGGAUUUAAAACUUCCAAACUACCCAGCACCUGGACUGAAUGUAGAAAAGUAUGCUAGGCUAGGAAAAAAAUAUAUUGAACUUCCAUAUGUUGUCAAAGGUAUGGAUGUGUCGUUUUCUGGAUUGCUAUCUAAAGCAAAAAUAGAUUCGAUCACUGAUGAACAGUCAAAGUAUGACUUGUGCUAUUCUUUACAGGAGACUGCAUUUGCAGCACUUGUAGAAGUUACUGAACGUGCAAUGGCAUUAAAUGGCUCUAAGGAAGUCUUGGUUGUUGGAGGAGUUGGGUGUAAUUUAAGGUUGCAAAACAUGAUGGCAUCAAUGGCCAGAGAUCGAGGAGGAUAUGCUUAUGCCACAGACGAGCGAUUUUGCAUAGAUAACGGUCUUAUGAUCGCAUAUACGGGAAUGAUUAUGGCUAAAAGUGGAUUGACAUUCUCCAUUGAUGAAUGCACGGUUACCCAAAGAUACAGAACAGAUUCUGUUGAUGUCGUAUGGAGAGACGACUAA
Molecule: messenger RNA, 996 nt
Organism: Ordospora colligata OC4
Lineage: Eukaryota; Fungi; Microsporidia; Ordosporidae
Product: O-sialoglycoprotein endopeptidase
Exons: 1
Coding region: 1-996 (331 amino acids)
Biological process (GO): tRNA threonylcarbamoyladenosine modification
Cellular component (GO): cytoplasm; EKC/KEOPS complex
Source: RefSeq, a predicted model, not a curated record